AUGGAACCCACUUGCUACAGCGUCGGUGGAAUCUUUGAUGAUGGCAGCAGUGUGAGCUCGUUGACGACAGUGCCAGUCUCCAAUAGAAGCAAAGUAACUCCAGAAACCUGCAGGAUGGCGCAAGUAGCCGGCUCUCACCACCCAAGCAUCUUUUCCGAUAUCACCGCUUCUGACGACAGCGAAGCUCUUGACCCUGAUUUGCUGGCAGAGGUGGAACGGCAAGCGGAACAAGCCCGAAGGCAAGUGGAACAAGCCCGAAAGCAAGCGGAACAAGCCCUAAGAAAGCAAGUGGAACAAGCCCGAAAGCACGCCAAAAAGAAACAGCGCAAGCGCAAUCUCGAACGAGCAAAGCAAGCGGAGCACGAGGACCAGAAGAAGCCGACAAAGAGGCGCCGCGACGACGAAGACGACGAGGACGGAAACGAAGGGGGUGGGAAACCUGCUCUAUCUGCAAAAUAA
Seminavis robusta is the source of this 459-nucleotide messenger RNA. The record is from the annotation of a GenBank genome assembly. NCBI's taxonomy places the organism in Eukaryota, Bacillariophyta, Bacillariophyceae, Naviculales, Naviculaceae.